CGCCGUGGCGGGAUGGGGCGGCUCCGAGCCCGCGGCCUGGUCCUGCUCGCCUCCUGUCUGGUGCUCUGCGGGGCGCGCGGGGCGCUCGAAGCAUCUUUUUAUGGUGAAAGCUAUGUGGAGCUCCACAUGGUAGAAGUUUCCUCUGAGCUAUCUCUUCAAUUAAAAUUUCAAACCAGCAAGCCACAAGGGUUACUUUUCUUAGCAGCUGGGAAAAAUGACUAUUGCAUAAUAGAAGUUGUAUCAGGAACUGUACAGGUGAGAGUGAAUUGGGAUACUGGUGCACAAGCAGUCCUUUCUGAGCAAAGGCUUCAUGUGGAUGACUUGGGUUGGCAUUUGCUAGAACUGUACUGUGUUAAGGAUAAUAUUUCCUUGGUUAUUGACAAAUAUUAUGAGACCACUGGCAAAACAGUCAGUGGGAUGCAGAAUUUCAACUUUCACCAUGGAAUCUAUGUUGGAGGCCGAGGGGGACUCCAUGUCCAUUACCUAGAUGGAAAUCUACCUAACUUCCGUGGAUGUAUGCAGGAUGUGGUGUUGAACAAGAGGGAGAUCCUGAGGUCCCUUAGAUCUUACCCUGGUUUUAAGAAGAUCCAUGAGGUUUCCCUGGGAUGCAGUGAUGAGUUUUUUGCUGGUGAGGAUGAGGCUGUCAAUUUCUUUAGCUCUAGGUCCUAUGUCGUCUUUCCAGAAUGGAAGGUCCAUGGAGAAGGGCUGUUAGGAUUUGCUUUGCAAACUGGAACUCAGCAAGCUUUACUUUUAUUUCAGCCAGGUAGAGAAGGAAGUUUUGUUGCCUUGGAAAUAUAUGAAGGUCGGUUGCAAGCUCACGUAGGAAGGAGUGACAAUAAAUCUCAGCUUUCUUCUUUUAGCUUAGUUAGUGACAACGAGUGGCAUGUUAUUCAACUGAAGUUCAUGGGAAGGUAUCUGCACCUCCUGGUGGAUCAACAAGGGGUAAGGGUGUUGCUGCCUUCACAAAGCAUACCGUUUGUAUCUCAAGGCCCCCUGUUUGUAGGAGGUCUACAUGACCAAAUGUGGGGGCAGGUGAAGAGAUUAGAACUUGCCUCUGUGAAGUCUGCUCGUGGAAUCUCUUUGAAAGGGUGCUUAAGAGGCUUGAAAGCCAAUUCCGAAAAGAGAGCAUUAAGGGAUGCUCUUGUUUCCAAAGACAUUUCUACUGGAUGCAAAGCUAAGGGUAUCAAUAAUGCAAAUCCUUCUUGGACAACAGCAACAAGCCUGCCUCCCUCAGAAUUAUCCUAUUCCACUUCAGUCACCCAAACCAUCAAGCCUUUUCUUCCAGAAGAAAGUAGCUACAGUUUGGUUUUGAAUAACUUGGAAGUACAAGAAGGUGGACGAGCCUUACUAGAAGAAAAGCAUAUGAAGGUGAAUGUGGAACUUAAUGAUCUGAAUAUCAAUGAUUCUCAAAUACUAUUUAAAAUAGAGGACAUGCCUACUCAUGGGUUCCUUCAAUUAGAUGUUUCGCCUCAGCAAGACAUGGAAAAAGUUUUCACUAUUUUGGAUUUGUGGCAAGGGAAAGUGUGGUAUGUACACGAUGGUUCUGAAGAUCCUAUAGAUUAUUUCACAUUUUUGGUCUAUUCCAGCACCAAGAACGAAAUACCAUUAUAUCAUCCGGGUAGUGUUCCACAUGUGUUUAACAUUACUGUCAUUCCAGUGAAUGACCCCCCGCAUCUUAAACUCCCAGAAGGAAACUUGUUUCUCCUGUUUGAGAACUCUAAAAAGCAACUGACCCCAAAUAUAAUCCAGGUGGCAGACCCGGAUACUGAUUCUUUGAGUCUUAGUUUCUCAGUCCUUGGCAACUUCAAUUCAGAGGCUGGGUAUUUAGAAAAUGCCAGUGAUCCUGGGAAAAUCAUUCUUGGAUUUACCUAUGUGGAUUUAAGAGAUGGCCAUGUUUUCUAUGUGCACAGGGGUCAUCAGAAUGCGCGGAUUGUUCUGAGAGCCAGUGAUGGUGAGCUGGUUAGCAAUACUGCAGUAUUACGAGUCAUGGCUGUUCCUUGGGACUUUGAAGUGGCCCACAGAACUGGUGUGGCUGUUCUACAGGGUGGCACUGUUCUGAUUACCCAAGGUAACUUGUCUGUGGAGGUCAAUGGUGAGCAACAUGAGAUGGAGACCCAUUAUGUUAUUACUCGUUCACCUCAAUUUGGCCAGAUUGAAUGUAAAGGCUUAGAUGGAGAAUGGAAACAAGUUAAUACCUUUUCUCAGCGUUCCAUUGACCAGAGUCGAGUCCAAUAUCAUAGUACAUUCAAAGAACUGCAGCAAGAAAACAUUACAGAUCACUUUAAGUUUAAAGUUCAUGUAGAAGGGAAAAUGAGCAAAGAGCUCAUAUUUCCUGUGACCAUAAAAUGGCUAAAGUUCACACUGCUGAAGAAUGUACCUCUAGAAAUCAGGAACACACACAAACAAGUAUUAAAUGCUGAACAUUUGCAGGCUGCAACCGAAGGUGUGGAAGUAGCUGAGAGCGAACUACAUUUUAAGUUGCUGGCCCCACCUAGGAGAGGAAAAUUGCUACUUGGCAGGAAAGUUCUUAAAAGAAACUCAAUCUUCAGCCAGAAAUAUAUUAUAGACUCUAAAAUAAGUUAUGAACCUAAAGAUAGUUCAAGAGAAGAUUCACAGGACACUUUUAGGUUUUUGAUUCUUGCAGAACACAUAGAAUCAAAAGAGUAUACUUUUAGGAUAAAUUUCAAGGCAAAUAAGACACAUAUUACUUUAACAAACAAAAAACUAUUUGUAAAAGAGGGAGAAAGAAAGCUAAUUACAAAAUCAGACUUAUUUACUCCAACCUGGGGCAAUCAGAUUUUCCACUAUCAAGUCACCAAGAAUCCUCAACAUGGAAGGCUGACAUUGAUGAACUUUUCAGAGUCUCUGGACAGUCUUGACAAUAUUACUGCAUUCACAGAUCAAGACAUCUUGGGUGGGAAGCUCAUGUAUAUUCAUGAUGAUUCUGAGACCCAGUGGGAUGAAUUCUUUGUUGUGGCCUCUGCCAAAGGUCCAGGCCAGGAGAGCAUGGCUGGGGAUCUUGACUCAGAGCCUUUGUCUACAGAAAUCAAAGUGAGCAUUUCUGUUGAGAUGAAGAAUGAUGAGAGGCCAGUGCGUGUGGUGGAUAAGGUGUUUCAUGUUGUGCGGGGCAGCCAGCGCUUACUGACCUUGGCUGAUCUCUGUUACCAUGAUCCUGAUGUAGAUUUCGAUGAUGGAUCGCUGCUGUACAUCCGACGAGGCAUCCCCAAUGGGGACUUGGUCCGAGCCAGCCACCCCAUGCAGAAGCUCUUCCAGUUCAGGCAGGAGGACCUGCAGGAAGGGCGUGUGCUCUUCAGACACCAAGGUGCCGACUCUGCCCGCUUUGUGCUGUUUGUGACAGAUGGCAUCCAUUACACACCUUCCUUUCUUGAGGUCAGGGUGUCAGACCCCUACGUCCACAUAGCCAACAACACAGGGCUUCUGGUGCAGAGAGGAAAAGCCAGUUACCUCACCACAGCAAACCUGAGUGUCACCACAAACCAAGAUGUUCGAACAGAUCUGGAGGUAGUGUUUCACAUCAUGGUGCCUCCAAACCAUGGCAGAGUCCUUGUCAAUGAUUCUGUAUCCUACUCAUUUUCCCAACACGACUUGAAGCAGAGAGGUGUGAUGUAUAAGCAUGAUGGCGGUGGCAACUUUGACAUGUUCAACCUGUCGGUGAGGGUUAAAGAUAUAGACUUAGAAGUGGGGGUCUCCAUUCAAGUGUCUUUGGAAGGCCAUCAGUAUCCUGCUCAGACUCUGCACAGCAAGACCUUUGUAGUUGAAGAAGGAAAUUCUGUCAAAUUGAGCCUCCAGGCUGGGAACAAAGACAAUCUUCCUUCAGAGCUAGUGUUCACAGUCAGAACUCCACCCAUGUAUGGAUAUCUGAAGAAAUUUACACAAGAAGGCAACAGCAUGGGUAGGGAUGUGAAUCUCCUUUGGAGUUUUACACAACAGGACAUGGAUGAUGGCAGUAUCCUUUAUGUACAGACGUCUCCUGACCAACAACAGGAUCGUCUCUUCCUGGAUGUGACUGCUGGUCCCCAUGUGUUAAGUAAAGUAGAAAUCCUGUUCCACAUCGUCCCCAAGUGGAUUCCCCUGGAGGUACAGAACUUCACAGUUCCAGAAGGUGGCUCCAGGGCCCUUCUGAAAGACUACCUCAGAAUUCCAAGCCAGUACUUUGAGACAUGUGAAUUUGUUCUACUUGAACCACCUAGACAUGGAUAUGUUGAAAGUUCAACUUUCCCAAGAGUGAAGUUAAUGAAAUUUACCAAGAAACAGGUGGAAAAAGAAUUGAUUUAUUAUGUUCAUGAUGACAGCGAAGAGCUUCAGGACAAUUUUACCAUCUUUGCAAAUAGCUCAGCACUUGGGAAACAGAGUGCUCCCCAAACUAUUUUUGUGACCGUUGAAUCUGUAAAUGAUGAAACUCCAGUAAUAACAACGAAUAAGGUCCUCCAGGUGUGGGUGAAUUCUGUCACAGAGAUGACCAGAGGUGACCUGUGUGCAGAAGAUGAGGACUCCUCCCCGCAGGACCUGCUCUACUGCGUCACUCCACCCAGUAAUGGGCAUCUGGCUCUCAAGUCUCUUCCCAGCCAAAGCAUCCAGAACUUUACCCAGGCACAAAUCAACGAGGGCCAACUAGUGUUUGUACAUGCCGGAGCAAUGUCAGGAGGUUUUAGUUUUCAGGUUACCGACGGAUUGAACAGUGCGCCUCGACAAAUCUUUAGCAUCACAGCUCGUGCUCUGAUCCUUAGCUUAGAAAUAAACAGAGGUCUGAGCAUCUUUCCAGGAUCCACAAAGCCCUUUUCAUCUCGUGACCUGAAAGCUGUGACCAAUGAUGAGAGUACAGGAAACAGAACUAUAACGUUUACAGUUGUAAGUUCCCCUAGACUUGGGAAGUUGCUGAGAAUGAACGCUGACAAGAGCACUGAGGAUGUUUCCAUUUUUACCCAAUAUCUGGUCGAUGAAGGGCUAAUAUUAUACCAGCACACGGAUCAUGAGAAUACUGGUUGGACUGUGGAAGAUUCAUUCACAUUCACAACAUCCUCCCCCCCAGCAGUUCUGGGCCCUGAAGAAUUCCAUAUUACCAUUUCAUAUGAAAUGAAUGAGUCUGGCUGGCAGAGUCGUCUGUUUGCAAAUACAGGAGCUGCUGUCAAGGAGGGAGACAAAGUUCUGAUUGACCAGUCUAAGUUAGAUGCUUCCAACCUUUUAUUUCAAUUACCUGAACUUCAGCGCUCUUCCUAUGAAAUCUGGUACCAGGUUACAUCCCUUCCUCACCACGGAACCAUUAUGAUUGGAAACAGAAAUAUCACCAAAGGAAAACCCAAUUUCUCCCAGUAUAUAAUUAACAAAUUUGGGAUCUUAUACCUUCAUGAUGACUCUGAAUCCUUGACUGAUAAUUUUACCUUUGCUGUUUGGCCAAACCAAAAGAGCAAAUCCACCACCAAGCCAGAGGCUGACUGUCUUGAAGAGAUGUUUAACAUCACCGUUAUUCCUGUGAAUGACCAGGCACCAGAAUUAAAGACAAAAGGGCUUCGGUUGGAAGUUCUGCAGGGCAGUAGGUUGGUUGUGGGACCUGAAAUCUUGAAAGUGGAAGAUCUGGACAGUCCUCCAAAUGAAAUCAGGUAUACGAUCAUCCGUAAUCCUAAUAAUGGCUUUUUGGCAAUGGCUUACCACCUGGACAUGCCUGUUCACCACUUUACACAAGCUGACAUUGAUAACUCUCAGGUGUGGUUCAUACAAGAUGGGCGACCAUGUUCUGGGAUGUUCUACUUUAGUGUGACUGAUGGUGAACACCACCCUCUCUACAAGCUCUUCCAUCUGGAUGUCAUUCCCAUCUCCAUCACCCUUGUGAACCGCACAGAUCUACGUCUCCCACAAGGCCAGACAACUAUUCCCAUCACCAAUGCUCACCUGUCAGCAGUGACCAAUGGAAAGAGCUCUCAGAUCAUCUACAGAAUGACAUGGCCGCUCCAACAUGGGUGGCUGCUAAUUGAAAACCAGGAGGUCACCAAUUUUGGACAAGAGGAUUUGGAUUUGGGAAGACUCUUUUACCAUAUGACAAAUCUCACGGCCUCAGAGGACCAGCUACAGUUCUCACUGUUUACACUAGAAAGCAACCUGACAGGACAAACACUGGGCAUCAGAGUCCAGCCUCUACUACGGGUUACAUCAAACCUAAAAAUUGUCAACAAAGUAGCCCAUCAGCUGAGGAGGUGGGACCUCAAUGCAACUGAACUUGCUAAUCUGACUAAUAGUGACCCCACAUUUGAAGUGACAGAACCCCCUGUGCAUGGAAGACUUAGGCGAAGAGCAGCUCACGGCAAGAUGGAGGAAGAUGCUACUCUGUUCACUCAGAAAGACAUUGACCAGGGGCUGUUGGUGCUGGAAUCAUAUGCUAAUCUAACAGGCACUGAGGUGCUAAAUGACUCCUUUACUUUCUUGCUCAGGGCCAACUAUGUACAACCAGCAAAAGGUUAUCUCCCCUUCUCCAUUGUGCCACCUGAUCCCUUACUUUUGCAAAGCUUUACACCAGAUGUUCCUUUAUUAUUCACUGGAGAUAACCUUGUGACCUCAGUUUUCAUUCAGAAACAGCCUGUGGUUUCUUCAGAAUCCAUGACACAGACAGAAACUAUAGGGACUCUGACCCAGACCAAAUGGCAAGGAGCAGAUCCCUGGGGGCAGCACCAUGGCAAAGAGCCAAGUGUGAAUGAGAAGGUCUCCCCCACCAGAAUCCUUUGGUUACCAGCUGCCACCCAAGUCAACCCUGGGGUAUCCACUCAGCCCACAGACAGCAGUUACCCCUUGAUGGUCAUCAUACCCCUGACUGCUGUGCUCCUCCUGCUAAUAGUGACUGUCGUGGCCUUUUGUGUCUGGCUGCUAGGCCGGAAGGAGAAGGCAAAACCCCUACUUGAGCCCCAGCUCAACCUAGAACCUACAAUCCCUCGUUGCAGACCAGAAAGGAGUGUAAGCAUUCCCACUGUCACAGUGACACCCGUUCUAAGAAGCCCCAGCAGUCUCCCAGCCAUUCUUUUCAGGGUCCCAGAAUGUGAGCCAAUGGCCUACCCAGCAGCUGAGCCAAUGAAAACAUGUGCUCCUUGGGAGUCAUGGGCGAACCUACAUCCCGAUAUGGCCAAACUCUGUCGACAAACCAACCCAACACUAAAGCAUAACCAGUAUUGGGUGUAGAUGGAGGCUCUUGUACUGUGGUCCAGGCACUAGGAUAGGCACAACAAUACAGGAAUGCUGGUUGAAGCAAAGAAAGCCAGGCCCUAGUUUUCCUACUCAGUGCUCAGACAUAGCCUGGAGGAUGGGAUAGUCCUCUACAACACUGGUGGGUUUUUCCUGGGCAUUGUAUACCCUUCUCUAGACCAGAUUUUUUAUACCUAAGUUUUUGUAAGUAUCUAAGCCAUUUGCUAAGGUGGUACUGGACAUGGUAGCCCACUGAAAACAGCAGUAUUAACUUAGGACAUGGGGUUUAAGAAAACAAGGCUUUAGGUGUUUUCCAUCAAGGAUUUUCUGCAUUAGUCAACAGGAAGUGCAAGAGUUAUCUCAGCAGCAGAAGUGAUUUAUAACAUCAGUGUGUUUGCCAAUGUAAUAUUUAUCUAUAAUGUCUUUUCCUCCUUGGACACCCACUGGGUUUAGUGUCCUUAAUGCAGGGAAUGCCUUGCUACUCCAGAAAGUGAGACAGUCUGACCUCCUUCAAAGCUAUUCACUGAUUCUAUUGUGUAUAAGCAAGAAGCUUGUCUAUACAGAUUGUUAAAACCAAGCUGAGUUUAAUAGAAAUACUAUUUGAAGCCUUAAGGGACAGAAAAGUUUGCCUCAGCUUUACGUUUAAAGUGACAAAUUUGUGUUUGUGUAUGAAUUGUCUAAUUGAGCCUGACAUUGGUUGACUAAGCAUUAAUUUGUGUAACUAAAAUGAAGGUAUUAGUACUUGUAUUAGGAAUACUAUAGGCUAAAAAUCACAAGACAUCCACUACAAGUGUUUUAGAUUGGGGAUUGGCAAUUUUUUUCUGAAACAUAGUCAAGACUUUAGGCUCAGUGGGUCACAUAGCCUCUGUCAGCAUU
Messenger RNA from Perognathus longimembris pacificus (Pacific pocket mouse), 8061 nucleotides. It is a transcript of the gene Cspg4, whose product is annotated as chondroitin sulfate proteoglycan 4. The coding region runs from base 13 to 7182 and encodes 2389 amino acids. The record is from RefSeq and is a predicted model, not a curated record. Lineage: Eukaryota; Metazoa; Chordata; Mammalia; Rodentia; Heteromyidae. The transcript is spliced from 10 exons.